GAAACAUGGCUGACGCAGAGGAGUCAGAGGGAAUCCAACGGAAUGACAGCAUCAACCACACUCCCGGUAAAAUCAUUAAGAAACAAGAAAUCGCUCGGGCGAAAAAUGAAGGGAAGGAGUUGUCUAAAGAGGAGAAGCAACGUCUGAGGAAAGAGAAGAAACAACAGAAGAAAAACAAGAAGGAGGACAAGGGCCCAUCAGAAAAAGAGAAGGAGAAGAAACCCUCAGCAUCGGCUGCUUCACCAGCAGUUACACAAAGCUCAGCACAGAAAGCCCCAUCAGUACCUGCACCGGUGACCACACCUGUGUCCGAGUCUCCCGUGGUCUCGGACAAGCCCAGCAAGAGCAAAGCAGAGCUGAAGGCAGAACGACGAGCACGACAAGAAGCAGAACGGUCGUCCAGACAUGGCAAGAAAGAGCAAGGACAGCAGGGCGCCAGCAGCAAAGCUAAACCCCCACAGAACGAACUACAGCCAGUGGUGAAACGGUUGCCAGAACACGUUCAAGUCGAUGACCCCGCGGCAGUGAAAAAGCUGGCCAAGAAGCUAGAACGACAGCAGAGGCCAGGGCAGAGUGUCAGUUUAAAGGUGUCAGGAGUCAAGAUCCCACUAAGAUUAGAUUAUGGUCACAAAGUCAGCCUGUUCUCCCACCUGCACCAGUACAGCCGCAAAGCCCCGCUCACCCAGCAGAUCAGCAUUCCCGCCACGGUGAUCCACCCGUCUGUAGUGCGUCUGGGUCUGCAGUACUCUCAGGGCAUCAUAACGGGCUCCAACGCUCGAGCUGUGGCCCUUCUGCAUGCCUUCAAACAGGUUAUUCAAGACUACAGCACCCCUCCCAAUGAGGAGCUGUCCAGAGAUCUGGUGAACAGACUGAAGCCAUACAUAAGUUUUCUGAAUCAAUGUCGCCCCCUAUCAGCAAGCAUGGGUAAUGCCAUAAAGUACAUCAAGAAAGAGAUUUCAAAUAUUUCCAGUCAGUGCAAAGAGGAGGAGGCGAAGAAGGAGUUGCUGACGUGUAUUGACAAAUACAUCCGGGAGAAGAUCACACUGGCCGCCCAGGCCAUCUCUAAGUAUGCAAUAGAGAAAAUCAGCGACGGUGAUGUCAUUCUGGUCUAUGGCUGUUCCUCACUUGUGAAUCACAUUUUGUGUGAGGCCUUUGACAAACAGAGGAAGUUCCGAGUGAUUGUGGUGGACAGUCGACCCAGGCUGGAGGGCAGAGAGGCACUGCGGCGUCUGGUGAAGAGGGGCAUCCGCUGUACCUAUGUUCUCAUCUCUGCCUUGUCCUACAUCCUGCCUGAAGUUUCUAAGGUGUUCCUGGGUGCCCACGCGCUGCUGGCCAAUGGAUACGUGAUGUCCCGUGUGGGAACAUCCCAGAUUGCCCUCGUGGCGAAAGCGUACAAUGUGCCUGUACUGGUCUGCUGUGAGACGUACAAGUUCUGUGAGCGAGUGCAGACCGACUCCUUCGUGUCCAACGAGCUCGAUGACCCAGAUGACCUUAUUGUGACUCGAAAUGGGAAGACGCACUUAGAGCACUGGAAAACAAUGGAGACACCCACAGGAGGCUUAUUGGGUUUGCUGAACUUGGUGUAUGACGUGACACCUCCAGACUUUGUGGAUCUAGUCAUUACAGAUCUGGGCAUGAUCCCCUGCACUUCAGUGCCAGUGGUGCUACGACUGAAAAACGUGGACCAGUGAAGGUCCUGGGCGGGUGGCUUUGAGUCCAAUAGUCUGUACACACAUAUGCAGGGUUUCUGGCAUGAAAUAAAUGAAUAUCUGA
Molecule: messenger RNA, 1773 nt
Organism: Chanos chanos (milkfish)
Lineage: Eukaryota; Metazoa; Chordata; Actinopteri; Gonorynchiformes; Chanidae
Gene: eif2b4
Product: eukaryotic translation initiation factor 2B, subunit 4 delta
Exons: 14
Coding region: 6-1691 (561 amino acids)
Source: RefSeq, a predicted model, not a curated record